This is a messenger RNA of Auxenochlorella protothecoides, 960 nucleotides long. RefSeq lists its product as hypothetical. Bases 1 to 960 code for a protein of 319 amino acids. The transcript has a single exon. The record is from RefSeq and is a predicted model, not a curated record. NCBI's taxonomy places the organism in Eukaryota, Viridiplantae, Chlorophyta, Trebouxiophyceae, Chlorellales, Chlorellaceae.
AUGGCCCCCCAAACCGAGUUCACCAUCACCGAGCACGAGAACGACGAGAACUUUGAGUUCACCACCACCAAGAUCAUGCUAAUCACCAUCCGCGGCAACAAGCCCGGCAGGCCCACCUACAAAUCGCACGAUGCCAACCCCUUUCGCGCCACCGUCGACAUGGUCGUCGCGAGGGUGAGCCAGUUCGUCCUGGAGGCCUACCUCCUGGCCAACGCACACCUGCUGCGACAGUGCGAGCGGCGGGUUGCGGCCCUGCUGGAGGAUCACCUGGCGCUGGAAGCGAGCUUUGCGGCAGGGCUGGAGGAGCAAAUUAUCUCCACUCCACUUCCGCCCCGGGAGGAGCGACCGCUGACACCCGCUGGCCAGAGGAGGUGCGAGCCCUACCUUGCCGACCCCAUUGAAGGCAAUUGCGGGCUAUGCCUCCGCUUUGUGGGCAAGAACUGGAGGUGCAUGCCUCCACCACCCCUGCUGAUCAAGGGGCGAGAGGUUGACAAGCCUUUCCAUCAGGGCAAGCUGCGCCUGUACGAGACGGCCCAGGUCUACUGGAGCUGGAGGGAGAGCGCGGUUCCAGGGUAUCAGCCUGCAGAAGCCAAGUUCCAGUGUCAUAUCCUGGGCGCGGAGGCCGCCCUGAUGGAGACCUGCACCAAGAACUACAUCAAGACGGAGUUCCUCCGGCGCCUGGCCAAGCAUGCGCAGUACAUGCUCAACAUCCGCCAGUGCAAGCAUGCAUGCGCCAUUGCCAAGCGGGUGCUGGACGAGGACUACACACCUGUUGAGCCGCGGACGGAAGUCACCACCUGGGUCCGGCAGAUGCGGGCGCUCAUGCCCGUCAGACCCAAGUGGGGAGCCUUCGAGGACCACUCCUCCCUCUGCUACCCCAUUCUCUGUUUUAUCCUCAACUUCAACGAGGCCGAGCUGGAGAGGCUGGGGCUUCCAGGCGAGGAGCCCGAGACUUCCUGA